AUGCAGGAUGGAACAGACUUUUAUUAUCGUGGAACCUGUACAGAUCGUACUUGGAACAGUCAACAGUGUCCUGGAUGGUGUUUUGCGCAAAACUCUAACUCUUCUAUUCCACUUGCUAAAUGCGACACGGAGCAAGACUGGUAUUGCUGUCCCGGUGAUGCAGACUGCAGCUGCGAGACUGGUAAGAAUGCCGUCAAACUAGGAGGAGAGCAACCUUCGACCAUUACCGUGAUUGGGAGCACCAGCUGGCCCGGCUACACUAGCACUACCUCACCAUUUACAGCCAGCAAUCUUGUCACAGACGGUACCCAAACCGCGACGGGGACGAGCAACCAAGCUGCGGCCACCACCGCUACCGCCGCCGAUAGUAACACGAACACCCCGGCAACUAUAUCGUCAAACACAGCUACGGCCGAGCCUGCCUCGGCCUCCACAGUCAUCCCAGCUACAUCGAGCGGUGGAGGAUCAAGCAACACAGGUUUGGCCGCCGGACUUGGGGCUGGACUAGGUGCUGCAGCUGUCCUCAUUGGAGUGCUCAUUUUCUACCUCGUUCGAAACCGACGCAGGAAGAAUGCGGUCAAUGCCGGGGGUAAUGCGGCAUAUGGCGGUAUUCCUUCAAGCGCUGCUACAAUGCAGAAGCCAGUCUAUUCGGACUCUCAACAGUCCGCACCGUACAGUGACAAUACCAACCCGCAGUCCCAGCCCGAAUUGCCUGGACAAGGAGAGCACGACAGAGCAGAAAUGGCGACAAUCAGUCAAGGCCAGACCACCUACCAACACCAGCAAAGAGCGGAGCUUGAUGCCUCAUGA
Molecule: messenger RNA, 810 nt
Organism: Exophiala spinifera
Lineage: Eukaryota; Fungi; Ascomycota; Eurotiomycetes; Chaetothyriales; Herpotrichiellaceae
Exons: 3
Coding region: 1-810 (269 amino acids)
Source: RefSeq, a predicted model, not a curated record